CAGUGUUACACUUCAGUAACCGCUUCACAGUGGAAUACUUCCUAUAUGAGAGCACGCCUAUUGUAACUUAGAUAUAACAUGUCCUUGCAUAGCUUGUGUGCUCAGCGACACCUUGAGACAUUUAAAUCUCUGUGCUUGAAUGGCGUGGGCUUGGAGGAGUAUAUUGUAUUAGCUGUGUGUGUAUCUAUCUACCAACAGAUUGAAGAUUAUUGUAGAUAAUUGUGGGAAGUAUUUCAAUGUUGAUUGUCAGUCAGUUCUAACUUCUGGCUUGGCUGGCUUGGGUACAGUACAUUGAAGUUCACCGAUUUAUCGUGUUUCAUUAUCUAUUGGAUUUUGUUGAAAUAAGCUUGAACAUGGUUUAAAAUAUUUUAAUAAAUUUGUAAGACGUGAGAGUUGUGUUUUAUCAGUUGCGGAGGAUUUAGGACGGAUGAAGUCCUUAUGUGUCAUGUGAAUGGAUAGUGGUUUUGAUGAACAUUUAUUUUGUAGAGCUGUUACAGACUUUUGAUUGAACAUGUGUUUGCAAAUAAAAAGGAUUGAAUACAAGUGGAGGAACCUUUGCAAAAGAUAAAUGUUUAUGAAAAAUUCGUCCAUGUUCUAUGUGAAGGAGGAGACUGGUUUCUACGCUAUGCCUGUUCCUGGACCAAUUCAAAUGGAGCCUGCGUUCUUGCCCAGGCAACCAUAUUUACCUCUACCACAGACCAUGCAUUAUCCAUUCCUGAUGCCACGCCCACUUCUGCCGCUCGGGUUUCCUCAUAUUCCAAAUCACAUUCCUUUACCACCACCACAUCCUAUGAUUCCCUCUCAAAGCUUUGCGACACGAACGUCUCAUUCUUUGACUUUUCCAAAAGAAUUCAUGACGAAUGAAGAUACGCCAGUCUUGGACUUGUCUUUGAAAAAAAGAGAUUGUUACGAUUCAUCGAGGUCGCAUGAGUCAAGAAAAAUGAACGAGUUGAGAGAAAUGAAGGAUUUGAAAGAAAUGAAGGAUCCGAGAGACAUAAAAGAGUCCAGAGAAAUGGACUUUUCUGAUGUUGACGACUCGUGCAGCGAACAAGGCCUAGAUCUCAGUUCACAGGACAAACAGAGUAGCGGCAAAACAUUUAAAAAAGCAUUGCUCAAUCGAUACCAUUUGGAGACAUGUGAGCAGCAACAGCGUCAUGGGCGACAGGUUGCAGCUGAGGCCCUGCUGUGUAUGGAGUCACCGAGCGCGGGCGCGGAGAGCAAGACUUUUCUGCAGGGCAUUCUGCAGCAGCAACAGACUAACGUGUUACCACCCAGUCCGGCAGACAGUGACAGUGGUGUGUCCAGUGAUCUGGAGUCAUCUGACGACAAGCUCAGACUGCAAGCAUACCUAGCGUCACAGACAGACAGUUCACCGAAGGAGCGUUAUGUUGCUCCGUUCUGCCAACCCCCUCCUGCUCACCAACCCCUGCCUGCUCACUUCAACACAGCCACACACGUUGCCAUGAGACCAGAUGUGUAUAAGCCCCAUCAGAGUCCUCCCCAGGGGCUGUCGUUCAUGUCAGAGUCCGACUCCGGGACCUCUUCAACUACACCUCCAUCCUCCCCGCUCAGAUACAAAAGUAAAAAAGGUCGGAAACCAAAGUUUCACGAGUUUGACCAUAGUCAGUUGCCACAGCCAAAGAGAAAAAGAGAGAGCAGCACAACAUAUCUGUGGGAGUUCCUGCUCCAGUUGUUACAGAACAGAGAGACAUGUCCCCGGUACAUCAAGUGGACGAACAGGGAGAAGGGCAUUUUCAAGCUUGUGGACUCCAAGGCCGUGUCAAAAUUAUGGGGUCUUCACAAAAACAAGCCCGACAUGAAUUAUGAAACAAUGGGCCGAGCAUUGAGGUACUACUAUGCGCGGGGUAUUCUUAACAAAGUGGAUGGACAGCGUCUCGUGUAUCAGUUUGCAGAGGUUCCAAAACAGAUCAUCGAAAUCGACUGCACAAAUGCAUAGCCCAACAUACAAACCCAGGAGGCUUUAUAUCUCAUGAGUGGAUCAGGAAAUCAUGUGCUCCAGGCCAUGGUUACUUGAUCUUGUGACCAGGUCAUAUGAUAACAAGAAAUCAGGUCAGACAUGCUGAAAACCUAGUCAGUCAUUGACCCAUUUAGAUUCGUUCCAGAGUCUGAUUUUGGCACCUUUUUGUGUGAAAGAAUCAAAAUCACCCGCUUGAAUAGGCCAGUGCAAGAUGCUUUCAACAAUAGCAUUAGUGACCAGUGACAAAUGAAGGUCACCAUCAUUGUGCUGAUAACCAUGAUCAUAUGGUACAGUCAGAACUAGUGCUACAAGUCCUGUCUGUUUAUUGCUUGUACUGGGACAUUGUACAUUGUGAUUUUGAUCUCAGAGCUGUAGGCACUUUGAGGAAAAGAUUCUUAUAAUUUGCUAUGAGGGUAUGUGGCUCCGUUUUAAUAGAAAACAAGGGGCAGAGCAGUGCAGUGUGCCCAUGGCAAAGACCUCUAAUGAACUGCAUUGAUCCUCAUUCUGUAUAAGGAACUUUGUGCAUUUCAAUGAUAGACCAUAAUAACUUGUAUCCUUUUCAUCUGUGUGCCAUUUUUCUCUUCAUUCUAUCCCUAUAUUUCUGUAUAUUGCCAGUAUGUGUGUACAUAUCUGUAUUAUAAAAUGUUGAUAAUGAAUGAUGAUGGACAUUUUAACAAGAACUACAUAUUUUUUAAUGUAAAUAAUAAAAUGUGGUAAAUUUCCAAUUAAAUUGUUUAAAUAAGUGCAAUUUUUCUAUUUCUUAGCCCUUUCAGCGCUGGAACCGAAUUUUAAAGGCCUUGGCAAACAGUUUGGAUCCAGAUGAGACGCCACAGAACGUGGCAUCUCAUCAGGAUCCAAACUGUUUGCUAUUCUGAUAGUGUUCUUUGAAAAAAGUCAAAGAAAAUGCUAAUUUUACAAAUUCAGCAGAAGACAUUUUAGCAGAAGACAAAUUUCCCAGCAUGCAAAGGGUUAAACAGUUUGUGUAGCUCCUUGUUCACAUCAAAAUCUAUUCAGCUACAAAUUAGAAUGAAUUGCAUACAUUGUAUUUUUCCUUAAUAAAACAAAUUGAUGGAAUCCUUUUCCUCUAAGUUAAAAGAUGAUAUGCUAAGUCAUUUAUUGUUAACAACUAAUCUUUUGCUUGUUAAUGGAAAGCACCGCUUGGCAUUAAUCAAAUGCUUCUUACCUGAAUUAAGUUUGCAUUUUUAUGUGCUUAAAAGUGUAGCAAAUGUUGGCAUCGUUUCUUUCAGGUUUAUUCAUGUUUUAUAAAAUAUUCAUUUAUGUCUCAAUUUAUAACUCUGCUAACAACGUGUUAGCUGCAUAAUAUAGCUCUAUUGUAUCUGUAUCUUGAAGCCCAAUCUUGUCCUCCAAUGUUAACUAUAGUAUUUAUUGAAAAGCCACAAAGCUUAUCAUUCUGUAUGUCAUAUAUGGUGAUAAGGCAUUGAUGCUUUUAGUGGUCUAGCUAUAAACUAAAAUAUUUUACCCCACAUUCCAGUUCUUACCUGACCAACCAACGAGUGUUUCCAAAUAUAUUUUUCCAUGAUGAUAUUUUAUUGUAAAUUACUAUUGCCCAUGUUUAAGUGAUAUCUUUUAAUGAAUAAGUAUUUGUUUUUAAUGCUCACCUCAGGUUUUAUCUUGUAUAUAUCAGUGUAUUGUGUGUUCGGGUUUCAUCUGAGCGCGUUAAACAUGAUACAUUUGUUACUGGUUUUCUUGUUUUGUAAAAAACAUGUAUGUGCUAACUUAUACUGUGUUGUUACUUUGUUACCUAUGUAGUACAAAUGUUAAGUGCAUUUGUGAAACAGUGCAUGAACUAUUUUCUAUGUCCCAUUUAGCAUAACUAAAUUAAUUAUCUUUUUUAUACCUCACCUAUGUUCCCAUGUACCAUUUCCACAUACUUAGUGUUCAACAACAUAAAACGUUGCAUAGGACAUUGUUUAAUCUCAACCUGACAUGGAGCUAAAAAUAGAAGAACGGAAACCAAAACUGAUGGAAUCUGAAACUUUAAAUGUAUCUUAAGCUUCUGAAGAUGCCUACAUCUAUUCAUUGUUUAUCGAAUUUUAUCCAACAAGAGACAUGUCCCAUGUAAUUUACAUUAACAAAAGUAUACUGAGCACUAAAUUUUCAUUUCAUUAAAAUCCUGCUCACCAGAAAUAUGACUCGUUUUCAAAUUCGCCAAUACUAAUGAGAACCUAUAUUUGGUUAAUUUGUUUUUGUACUUCUUACAAUUUUAGACACGACUGAAACAAAUGGUUUCAGAUCUACUAAAACAAUAACAUGGUCAAGGCGCACUAAUAACCCUAUGUAAUGAUGCUUAUCAAGUGCAAAUAAAUGUAUCGCCACAUGCAGCUAAAUGUUUUUAAUAAAGAGUCAUUUAUAUAAAUAUUUGUGCUAAAUAUUUGAUACACACAUUGUUUUAGCUCUAUCUCAUCCAUUCAUGUUGCACAAUUCGCUUAGAUUUUUGUACACCUUAUUUAAUAAGUGAUUUAAGCAAACCCAUUGAAGAUUUUUUAAUAUAUAUCACACCCCAAUUGACACUUCUGAAAACAACUCUUCUUUCAUUAGGCUAAUCAAAAUGUACUGAAGGCUGAUUUCAUUUUAUUAUGAAUGUUCCAUGGAUAAUGUCGCGUUUGUUUUGUAUAUAAAAAUUAACAUCACACCCCAUAGAGGGUAAUGAAACAUUUUGUCAACCCUCGAAAUGUUAAUGUCAACCUCAGCUUUCACCUCGGUUGAUAUAACCAUCCUAUGGUUGACAAUACAUUUUAUCCUCCUCUAUGGGGUGUGAUAUUUAUUUGAAAUACUCAUUAAAUAUUAUUCAUAUCCCUUGUAACAAAAUAUGUAAACCAUAUUUAAAAUAUUUUCUCUAAUCUGAUUUUUUAAAUAUUUGUGUUUCAUAUUAGUGGUUAUCUGAGCUCUCAUUAAAUUUUUAAUAAAACUGUUUUGUGUAAAUGAAUAUUCUAAUAAGAGCAUGUUUUAUGACAUAAUUUUUUGCAGACAGUAUUUAAAUUAAAUGUUAUGUAUGUAUUUGUUAUUUCUUGUCAAAGAUUUAUCAACCAAAAAUAAUUGUUCUGAUUCAAUAAAUGAAAACUGUUUUUAUUUUAUGCUAUCUUCUGGUUCAAAGAGAAAUAUAGGCAAUUCACAAUAAUGAUUUACAUAUCAGAGAGCAGUUUCUAAAAAGUGAUACCAUCAGAGAAGUAAAAGUAAAAAGUUAUCAAACAAAUAACUGUCAACAUGCAGCUUCACAUGUAUGUGGCCCCAAUAACACUGCCAUGGAUAGUGGCCCCAAUAACACUGCCAUGGAUAGUGGCCCCAAUAACACUGCCAUGGAUAGUGGCCCCAAUAAUACUGCCAUGGAUAGUGGCCCCAAUAACACUGUCAUGGAUAGUGGCCCCAAUAACACUGCCAUGGAUAGUGGCCCCAAUAACACUGCCAUGGAUAGUGGCCCCAAUAACACUGCCAUGGAUAGUGGCCCCAAUAACACUGCCAUGGAUAGUGGCCCCAAUAACACUGCCAUGGAUAGUGGCCCCAAUAACACUGCCAUGGAUAGUGGCCCCAAUAACACUGCCAUGGAUAGUGGCCCCAAUAACACUGCCAUGGAUAGUGGCCCCAAUAACACUGCCAUGGAUAGUGGCCCCAAUAACACUGCCAUGGAUAGUGGCCCCAAUAACACUGCCAUGGAUAGUGGCCCCAAUAACACUGCCAUGGAUAGUGGCCCAAAUAACACUGCCAUGGAUAGUGGCCCCAAUAACACUGCCAUGGAUAUGAGAUAUUAAAUAUCAACAAUACACACAGUGUGCUCCUUACCAUGUAUUUAAAUCAUGAUCCUAGUCUGAUGAUUGCAUUAAAAACCUGCCCUGCCAGACUAGAUUUAGGAAUAGAUAGAUGAUGAAUUAAUGGCUUUUUUUUCUCUUGCAGAAAUAUGGGUCUUUCCCAUACAAAUGAAGACAUUGUUAAUGCUGAUUAAGAUCUUCAAAUGUCACAUUAUAAAGAAUGGCUUUUAAGGGGGCCUUUUCACAGAUUUUGGCAUGUUUUGAAGUGUGUCAUUAAAUGCUUUAUAAUUGAUUAAUGUAAACAUUAAAUUUUAAAAGCUCCAGUAAAAAAUCAAAAAUAAAAUUUAAAAAAGGAAAAAAAAGUAGCCUGCAGCAGGGCUCGAACCAGUGACCCCCGGAAUCCUAAAGUAAAAACGCAUUAGCCAACUGAGCUAUCAUGCCAAGUAUACAUAGAAUGCGUAUUUUAUACGUUAUAUAAGCAAUCUUCGUAGUUUCACAAAUUUAAACGACAACAGAACUCUCCAAAUUAUUCAAUCGUUUCGCGUUGCAACGCUUUAUAAUUUUUAGGUUUUUAAAUCGUCAAAAGAUGCAUAUAAUGGCUAUAUUAGACCACGGCAAAUGUUCAGUAAUACUGUUUCCUCACAAAUAUCAUAACUAAACCAAAAAUUUGUGAAGCUGAAACAACUUUUUUUCAAUUUUGUCAAUUUACCAAACCGUGAAAAGAUCCCUUUAAUGGGUGGCUGCACAUUGGUGUUUAUGUAAAACAUUAGUAUUUGUCAGCAAACAACAAUUUAUUUCAGCUUCGCUGUGGGAAAGCGGGGUUUAAUGCAUGUGUGUAAAGUGCCGUCCCAGCAUUGCCUGUGCUGUCCGUAGGCUAGCCCAGGCUUUCUGGGGGGAAACGUUAUGCACAUGCAUUCAAUCCAGGUUUGUCAGAGAGAGGCUUAUAUAAAAUAAACUUGAACAGCUUCAUGCGAUUUCAAUGUUUAUUCUACCCAAUUAAUAAAUGUUGCUAGCUUUUUGUGGAACAAAGAAACAGUUCAUCUGUUGCAAUUGCCGCCAAAGUCCACUUAUGCUCACAUAAUUAGGCUAUAAAUAGUUUUCACACCUACACAGAGACUGUAUCACAUCUACAGAUACUUUAUGGAAGUCUUAAUGGUUGCAUGGCGUUUUAAUUUGGGUCCAGACUUGCUACAUAUGCACCGCACAUAGUAGUAUGGAUUGUUAAUUGCAUAAUAAACUAAGUGCCCAAUUACAUGCAAAGAUUAAUAGACAAGGAAUAAAAGAUCAGUAUGCUUUUUUUACUGCUUUGUGCUAAUAUAGUUGAUUGGGCAUUUCUAUUGGCAACAAUAAUUGGAUGCAAAAUAAGUUGAAUUCUUUUGGUAAUUUGUUGUAUCAAUUUCUCACGAUCUAAAGAUGUUUUAUGAAAGUACUCCAGAGACAACUUGUCGCAUUUACUGUUAUUUAUAUGGACAUUAGCAAUUAAGUAUCUGGGAAAUGUGCGGUGAAGAUUAUGCAGAGCACAUGCUGUGCUGGAGGUAUCCUGGGGGUGGAUCAAGACAUGACGAGCUUAAAAUGAUGGGCUGCAACAGAAUGUCAUAAUUUAUGUUAAACUAAUUGAUGUGAAUUCACAUCCAUAUGAAAUAUAUCUGUUAUUCUUUGUCAUAAAUUCCAAUUUACAAUAAAAUGCAUUGUAUUGCAAUGCACUUGUUCAGUAUUGUAAAUAUCGUUCAUAUAUUAAUUGCCUUGCCACUGUUAAUAAAAAUCAGGCUUAUGGCACUGUCUGCCGGCCAAGUCUCUUUGAUACUGCUUACUGUUUUGCAUAAUGACACAUAUUAGAGAGGUUAUGCAGCGCCAUACAGGUUUGUUUAACAUAGAAGUUUUAAAUGCCUACACUAUCAAUAGCAAAUAGAACAUUGAAAUUGAUACUUGGAACGUAAGCUUUGUGAUUUUUUUAUGCUUAUGUAUUCCUAUUUGCUCGUCAUAAGAAGUAUCCACAUGAACUGUUUAUCUUUUUAUUUUAGUCAUUAUCUGUAUUAUAUAUACAGGUAGAGUUACCCAAAUGCUUCAAGCAAAUUGCAACAGAAUCAGAACUUAAGAAAAUGUCUUUAAGUAGAUAGUAUGCAUUAAAAAAGAACAUAAUAAAUAUUCCUACUAAAAAAAAUGUAAGUGCUUCGUUUUCCUCACAAAUCAUGGGACCCAAACAAUCAGUAGUGUGCUCAACAUUUAAUAAUUUUAAUUUUACCACUGUAAAACAUUCCUCAACUUCUGUGCAUGAGUUUGGUGCAUGUAACACAAUCCACAGAUAUACAAAACACUUUCUUUUUUAAUUUUGACCUAUUACAUUAUUAUUUUAAUGCAUCUUUUGGUAAUACUAUAGACCCAUUAUACUUUGUAAACAAACACAAUUAGAUCAGAUGAAUGAAAGCUGAUCAGCAUGUAUACAUAUUAUUAAUGUUACAAUAGAUGCAUGAUUUGCUCAAAAUAUUUGUGCCUUUAAGGAUUUGUUAAUUAAUAUAUCGUUAUAAUAGAAGAUUGUUAAUGACGUACUAUUACGGAAUUCUGUAUGUUUUCUGGUGUUAAUAAUUUAUUCAUUAACAAUUUGAGUACAUACAUUGGAGACAAUUGAUCAGUGUAUUUUAUUAGAAAGGUAUAUAUAAUAUCACAGAAAAUGCUAAAUCCAGUAUAAAUAAUGCGAAGUUAGAGACACUAAGACAUGUCGGACAAACUUCAGUUGUUAACAAAAUAUUAUAAGAAUGUAUUCAUUAUUGUGUGAUUGGUUUAAUUGUGCUUGACUUUAGGUGGACAUGUCAGAUAUAUGUUUAAAUGUUGUGGUUUCAUGGUUUAAAGUCCUUCCAUGUCUCAAAUGUUCCCAAAUUUUGCUUUUAUAACCAGACAUAGUUGGCUUUCUUUAAAAAUUAAUGCUGUUUUAUUAUAGAUGUCACUUUUGCUGUAUAUAUAGUACAUAAUAUUGUGUGCUCAUUAAGAUCAAUUUGUUGCUCUGUAUUUUAUAGUUUAUAUUAUAUACUGCAUAGCAUGCCAAUGUUUAACACAGUACAAUAUAACGAAACUGUCUUAACGAGUACAAUAUUAUUUUUGUGACAAUAGUAAAAUAUUUUUCAUAUAAAAACCUUUUAAUAGCAAUAUUAAAAUAAAUAUACCAUUUUGUAUACUAGUAUAUGCUAAUGACUCUUUGAAUAAACCCAGUUUUGUAUUCAUUGAUUUAAACCUCUUUAGUAUGCAGGGUUGUGUUUAUCAACCAUAUAUGUAUUUGAUAUAAAUUGCAGGAAAAACAACUUGGUAAUCCAUCUGAUUUGUUUCGGCAUUUAUACAAAUUGAAACAGAUACAUAGCUAAGUUGGAGUUGGUUUAGUCUAGGCUUUAAAAGAAGGGAACUAUACCUGUGAUGUUUUAUCAUUUUAUCAUGUCCAAUGAAGUCUUGUUCCUUUUAAUAUCCACACAUGGAAGUUAUGUCUAAUUUCUUAUGUUGUUUUUCUGUCUUUACAAUGUAAGUAUAUUUAUUGUUGUUGUAAAUAAAUUGUUUUUGAUUAUCUUGAUCCUGAUUUUAUGAAUAUCAUAAUAAACUUAGUUGAAUAUUUUUACACCAA
Messenger RNA from Dreissena polymorpha, 9346 nucleotides. RefSeq names its product ETS translocation variant 5-like. The record is from RefSeq and is a predicted model, not a curated record. Gene Ontology annotation, molecular function: sequence-specific DNA binding; DNA-binding transcription factor activity, RNA polymerase II-specific. The transcript has 8 exons. Gene Ontology annotation, biological process: regulation of transcription by RNA polymerase II; cell differentiation. NCBI's taxonomy places the organism in Eukaryota, Metazoa, Mollusca, Bivalvia, Myida, Dreissenidae. Bases 569 to 1957 code for a protein of 462 amino acids. Gene Ontology annotation, cellular component: nucleus.